Molecule: messenger RNA, 282 nt
Organism: Mycena citricolor
Lineage: Eukaryota; Fungi; Basidiomycota; Agaricomycetes; Agaricales; Mycenaceae
Source: the annotation of a GenBank genome assembly
AUGUUUCUACUCGAGGCCCCGGCGGAACGACUUCGAUGGUCGCACGUGUCGUUGCCGUUCCGUGCGGCGCUUCGUUCAGCGCACCAGAUGAUUGGCCUGCAGACAUUGUGCUGGCAACUUAUGCGCAGGCGCUGCCAAGAAGGGUAUAUUGACCCGUCUGAGAAUGCGCGGGCCGCCAUGGACCUCUACCGGUCGCAUGCUCAGCAGUGGGAAGGCGCAGUCUCGAGCGGGAAUUGGCCAUCCUGUCUGCCUCCGAGCACGUUUUCAAGAUGCUACUCUUAA